This is a messenger RNA of Arachis stenosperma, 843 nucleotides long. RefSeq names its product protein FAR1-RELATED SEQUENCE 5-like. The record is from RefSeq and is a predicted model, not a curated record. NCBI's taxonomy places the organism in Eukaryota, Viridiplantae, Streptophyta, Magnoliopsida, Fabales, Fabaceae. The transcript is spliced from 2 exons. Bases 1 to 843 code for a protein of 280 amino acids.
AUGGAGUUGCAGUUCUUGGAUCACACUGGAAUUCCAAUAGAGGAAAUCCUGUACGUAGGAUUGAGAUUUGAUUCGUUGCAACAGGCACAAGAGUUCUAUUGUAAUUAUGCAAAGAAAGUUGGGUUUGUGACUAGGAUUAGGAAUACCAACUUUGACAAGACUAGGAAAGAAUUAAAGGUACCUAUUAACCAAUCGAUACACUACAGUCGUGAAGGUUAUUGGGAGUAUCGAGUGAAGGAAGCAACGCGGGUAAAGAGAAUAACAACAGCUGGGUGCAAAGCAAGGAUGUACGUGAUGCUUGAUAGGCAUAAUGAUAAUUGGAUUGUGUCCAAAUUAGAAUUAAAGCACACCCACACAUGUUCUGCAAAACAAGCUGUGCAUUACAGUGAGUACAAGGAAUUGACCAUGCAUGCCAAGUGUGUGAUUCAGAACAACGAUGAGGUUGGCAUACGGCCCAACAAGACUUAUCUCGCACUGGCGAACGAGGUUGGUGGGUCAUCAAAAUUGGGUUACUCAGAAAAGGAUGUGAGGAACUACAUAACGAGGAAUCUACGCUGUGCUGACAUAAACGAAGAUGUGAAGGAAAUGAUUAGCUAUUUCAUGCAAAUGAGAGAUAUAAACCUGAAUUUCUUUUAUGCUGUUGAUGUGGACAAAACUAACAAGUUUAAGAGUGCGUUGCAUGGACUUCCUUUUGCAUCUUUCAUUGGUGUUAACCAUCAUGGCAAGUCCACUCUACUCGGAUGUGCUUUGUUGGAAAAUGAGGAAAUUCGUAGCUUUGAGUGGGUCGUUAAACACUGGUUGAAGUGCAUGGGAACUCUUCCACAGGCCAUCAUCACAGACUAG